Molecule: messenger RNA, 795 nt
Organism: Colletotrichum gloeosporioides
Lineage: Eukaryota; Fungi; Ascomycota; Sordariomycetes; Glomerellales; Glomerellaceae
Product: Peptidase M20 domain-containing protein 2
Exons: 4
Coding region: 1-795 (264 amino acids)
Molecular function (GO): dipeptidase activity
Source: RefSeq, a predicted model, not a curated record
AUGAAGAUUUGGGAGAAUCCGGAGAUCGGAUACCAAGAAGUCCACGCACAUCAGGUUCUCACCGACUACCUCGAAGAGCAGGGAUUCAAAGUCACUCGCAGCGCCUACAACUUGAGCACCGCCUUUAGAGCCGAGUUCUCCAACGGUGAAGGUCGUGCUGUGUCGUUCAACUCCGAGUUUGAUGCUCUCCCUGGUUUGGGACACGCUUGCGGGCAUAACCUCAUCGCCACCGUUGGUGUUGCCGCGGCAAUCGGUGUGAAGGAUGCACUAGAGAACGGUAACGUGAAAGGGGCGGUGGUACCACGACGUGAUGUUGUCCUCGACCAGGUUCAGUCUAUUCUCUAUGCGUCUGGCAACGGAACGAACACUACAGUGGAAAUCACUCCCUUCCAGGACUACUGGGAUCAAAAUCCUAGUUUCCAACUGGCGAGUACGUUCUAUCAAUAUCAGAUGAAGUACCUUGACCCAGCCGAUGACCCGAAAACGGCCAACUUCACAGUAUCCUCCCCAGAAGAGUCACGACGAGAUGGGGGCGCCUCCGCGUCGUCUGAUCAGGGUAAUGUUUCUUGGUUCCUCCCGGCUAUUCAGGUUGGCUUCCCCGUUGGCGGAGGUGCUCCCGUACACAACGCUGGUUUCCGAGAGCUCGCCGGGACGGACUUUGCACACGAGUCAGCUAUCCAGACUGCGAAAGUUCUAGCAAUGACCGGCCUCGAGGUGUUGCAGAAUGAGACUUACGCGGAGACCAUGUGGGAGGAGUGGAGAGCCAUGAUCGAAGAGGUAUCGGUCUCGAUAUAG